AUGGAGAUGAGGUGGGCGCCGGCGCGGCCGAGGGUGCCGAGGCGGCCAGCUCACCAGCCGUCCUUCUCCUCCACGCUUCUCGACGCGAUAUGCGACUCCAUGGACGGUCCUGAGGCAAGAAGGACGACGUCGGCGGCCAACGCGUACUCGACAUCAACGUCGGGGCCCAAGAAGCAGGAGCGGGAGGCGGCCCUGCAUUGCUACUACUACAAGCCUGCCCUGGCCUCCAGCUACCGGGCGCGCGACCCGCACACGCCGGGCACAACGGCCGGCGACUGCUCCGGCCGAGGGUACUUUUCGUCCUCCGAGGCCGAGCACUCCCUCCGCCGCCUCCGCCCCAUCCGUACGUCCGUUGGCUUGGCGCCGACGCAGAAGCAGCAGCCGCAGUAUUCCGAGAUGGCGAGGACAAAGAAGUCGACCGCCGCCACCCGCGGCUGCAGCAGGCCGGCGUCCCCUGGCGCGCGGCUGGCCAGCUUGCUCAACUCCAUCUUCUCCGCCAAGCGUCUUUCGGCUCCGCGGAGGAUGCCAACCGACCAAGAGCCGGUGUGCUCAACAGCUCCGUCGUACGCCCGAUCCUGCCUGUCCAAGAAGGCGCGGCCACCGGCGAGCCGGAGCCGGAGUACCCGGAUGGUCAAGUUCCUUGACAUCGACGGCGAGGUCGCCGUGGCCGCGGCAUCAGUGGGGCGCUGCAGCGGAAUUCCGGUGGUGGAAGUGGAGGAGGAGCUGCUCCGAUCGGCGGAUGUCCAAGUGGACAUGUACGGCGGCGAGAAGAGCAGUGGGGCGAGCUUAGAGCUGUUCGAGUUGGAGAAUCUUGGGGUUAUUGCUCCGGAGAGCGGCUUGCCGGGUCGCGAUGGAUCCUACCGGAAUGAGCUUCCGGUGUACGGGUCCACCGGAGUUGCUGGGCUCCGCGGUGGCGUUGCCCAUCACAGACCCUAUGCUAGUCUUGGUCGGAGUUGUAGAAACAAGGGUUUUUAG
Molecule: messenger RNA, 975 nt
Organism: Lolium perenne
Lineage: Eukaryota; Viridiplantae; Streptophyta; Magnoliopsida; Poales; Poaceae
Product: protein BIG GRAIN 1-like
Biological process (GO): auxin-activated signaling pathway
Source: RefSeq, a predicted model, not a curated record